Molecule: messenger RNA, 2394 nt
Organism: Naegleria gruberi
Lineage: Eukaryota; Heterolobosea; Eutetramitea; Acrasida; Naegleriidae
Exons: 1
Coding region: 1-2394 (797 amino acids)
Source: RefSeq, a predicted model, not a curated record
AUGAAUGAGACACUUGAUAGUAGCAGCAACAAUCUCCUCUUUAAUCGUGAAUAUACUUCGAGGUCAAAUGUUGGGAGGCCAACAUUUAGUUUAAGGGACUCUAUGAAUAGGGAAUGUCUAGGAUCAUCCAAUGUUGUGCCAACAACUCAAAAACAAACAUCUUCUUCCGAGAGAGUUUAUGGAGCAACAUUUACUCCCUUCCCAACAAGAGAAAAUAUUCCUCCACGUUCCGAUGAUGCUGUCCUUAGAAAGAGUUAUACAUUUGAUGACAAGAUGAGUGGCUUCCGAGAAAAAAUCGACAAUAGUCACUAUAGCACAUCUUUGGGGUGGAAGAGAAGAGCCGAGAAGGAUGCAGAAUGUUGCAAGAACUGUCAUUUAUGUACUCAAACUCUUACAACAGAUAAAUGGGCCUUAACCAAACAAGAACGACAACUAAGGCCAGACUCAUCAACAAGAGAACCAAUGGAAGGUUAUUAUCCAAGUAAUGAUGGAAAGCAAUAUAGACCAUAUUCUCCAGACACAAAGUCAAUGAUGCAGAAAUUAGUUGGCUACAAGGAGAAUCCACAAGAUCCUUCAUUACCAAUGUAUAAAUCAGCUCAUUCACAUCAAACUCCAUCUGUGGAUUAUUAUAUGAAUCAACCAAAGAUUGAAACAAACUCUAGGCAAUCACAACCUAACACAUACCCUAAGAAUCCAAGUAAGAUGCAGCCUUAUAAUACAAAUACGAUCUAUCUAAGUAACAACCCCAUCUCAGUCAAAAGUGUGACACUAAAUACCAGAUACGAUCCAGCCUCAAGGUAUAAUCAAAAUCCAGAUGAGCCAAAUAAUUUCUUUCAAAGAGUUAGAAUGGGUAGAAUGUAUUCUGAUUCUACUCCUUGGGAAUACUAUUUACAUUAUAAUGAAGACGAUGAUGAAAAGAAGGACAUGUAUGAUAUGAUUAGACAAAGAUGUGCAGAAUAUGCCAAAAAUCAAACCAAAAAGGAAGAUAGAAAAAGUAGAAUAUGUAUGGAAACUUCAGAAUUUAAAAAUAUUGUGGAAAAGCUCACAAGAAAGGAAACUAGCUCAGUGGAGACACAGACAGCAAUCGAUGAAAAUAAUAAGGAAAAUGAAAACGAUUAUUCUAGAAAUGCAAUACAAUCGAAUAAUACAUCUGAUUCUACAAGAACUAAAAAGUCAGACAAACAAUCAGUCAAUCAACAAUCAAACAAUCAAUCAAAUGGUAAUGAAGAAGCAAAUAUUUAUCUUCAAAAUUCAUCUGAGCAAAAGAAAACAAAAUCUAAGCCAACUAAAAAGAAAGUAUCCAAUAAUUCUACGACUCUCUCAACAACCUCAACAACUUCAUCCAAAUCCUCUAAUAGUAGUGGCAGUUCAACAUCCAAUAGAGUACUCUCCAUAACAAAUGGUCCUCCUAGCACCAACAAUAGAGUUAUUGACGGUCUACCUGUUAACAGUCCUGCCAAAAAGCAAGAUACACCAAAAGGUGUACCUGGUUUUACGCCACCUAAAAAGUCAGAAGUUUUUAAUAAGAUUGUCACAAAUAUGACCUCCAAUAAUAAGAAAAAGGUGAACUCAAAGAAGAAAAAGAAGUCUCUAAAUAUUGAACCAAGGAAGAGUGUCUCUCAAAAUACUACCUCAACUUCAUCCUUCAUAAUAUCAGACAAGACCAAAUCAACAACAACCUCUCCCUCCAUAAUCAACAAACCUGACAAGAAAUUUAAAAAGACAAUGAAAAGAAUGGAAGAUACAAAGAAAAAGGCAGAGUGGCUGGAUAAGUACAUUGCCCUGCUUUCUAGUCCAGAAAAAUCAAGUGUUAAGAAGCGAUUGGAAAGCUCCAGCAGACACACCUCUCCAAAGAAAUCUGAAAGCUCACAAAUCACCUUGCAAACCUCUUCUGAUUGUGAAGAUAAUUCUACUCCAUACUCCAUUGACUUUGAUGAUGUUUACACUGGGUUGCCAUCAACAGUGUCAACAGCGAUAGCAACCUCAAAGUCUGUGCAAAAAUGCUUUGAUUCUGUUCUGAAUUACUUUGAAAAGUCUAAAUACAAAUCAGACUCGUCCACGGAAGAGGACAAUUUGGAUGAAGAAUUGGAUGAUAAUGUAAGCCUUUCAUCAAUGACAUCUGAAUUGGAAAUAUCUGUAAAAUAUAACAUUGGCAGCUACUCGAGUGAUGAAGAGGAUGAAGAACAACUUUCAAGUGACGAUGAGGAAUGUAGUUUAUUGAAUGAGUUUACUCCAAAUACUUCUUACCUUGUUGAUAAUAUGAACGAAACUUCAGCAAGCAUUUCAAUGGAUACCUCGCUGAACACUGUUUCGAUCGGUUCAGAACAAGAGUUUGAGUGUAGCUCUUUGGAUGAUAUUUCACGAGAUUUUAACAUUUCAAAUAUGUCAAUAUAA